This is a messenger RNA of Funneliformis caledonium, 168 nucleotides long. The record is from the annotation of a GenBank genome assembly. Lineage: Eukaryota; Fungi; Glomeromycota; Glomeromycetes; Glomerales; Glomeraceae.
ACAUUUUUGCCAAUUAGGGAGAGUCUUCAUCAAUCGCGGAGACGAAAACGAACUAGACAUUCUCAAGGACUAAUACUUCAGGAAAGAACUCGUAUCAACAUUGAUAAUGACCUCAACGAUGAAGAAUUAUCAUCAAAAGAGAAUAUCUCAAUAUUUUCGUCGCCUUAA